This is a messenger RNA of Heterobasidion irregulare TC 32-1, 1410 nucleotides long. RefSeq lists its product as uncharacterized. The record is from RefSeq and is a predicted model, not a curated record. The transcript is spliced from 2 exons. Lineage: Eukaryota; Fungi; Basidiomycota; Agaricomycetes; Russulales; Bondarzewiaceae. Gene Ontology annotation, molecular function: protein binding. Bases 1 to 1410 code for a protein of 469 amino acids.
AUGUCCACCUCCCACUCGAGGGAGGAGGUAUGGAACGCGUACUACGUCUUCUCUCUUCUCCCUCAUGACCCCAAGAUACCCGAGGCACUGUCCUCGAUCCCGGUCCCCCACCUACGCCGCAUCUGCCGCCUCCUCGCGUCCGGGCCCGAGCCCCGUACCCGCAUCCAGUUCCUACGCCUCCUCUCCGUGUCGUCUGCGCUCCACCGCGAGGGCGGGCAGGUGAGGUUGUGGCAGUGGAAUGCGCUAAUCAACCUCGCGGGCCAGGGGUGGCGCAGGACGCGCCUGGAGAACUUCACGACGGCCAUAGGCCUAUACGGGGACAUGGUUCACGGGAAGGCGCCGGGGACGAUGUUCUUCUCGGUGGACAACGAUGCGCUCGAAGCGAGAGAGGAAGAGGGGGCGCGCGAGGACCGCACGGGGCCGCGCGCGAGACGCAUCAAGCCGGACAUCGUCACGCACUCGAUGCUGCUCGACAUCGCCGCACGCACGGGCUCGCAGCAGUUCAUGGCGCAGGCGGCGGGGAUGCUAGAGCAGUCGGGCCUGCGCCCGAACGUCGUCUCGCACACGUCGAUGCUCGGAUACUUCACGCGCAAGCGCGACCUCGCGGGCGUGCGCGCGACGCUACUAAAGAUGCGGCAGCAGGGCAUCGAGCUCAACGUGGUCGCGCUCAACGCGUGCAUAUGGGCGUAUGCGUACAACGGGCGGAUGGACAUCGCGGAGGGCAUCUAUCGCGUGAUGAGGCACCGCGUCUACGGGGAGGAGAGGGAGGAGAGCCUCGACGCGGUGAUCGAGUACCUCGAGCAGCGCGAGUCGAUCGUCAUCUCGAGUAGGAUCGUGCCCGACAAAAUUACCUACCACACGCUCAUGCAGGGGUACGCGUACCACGGCGACCUCGUGCGCUGUCUGCGCGUCUUCUCUGAGAUGCUGAGCACACCCAACCUCGAGGCGGCCGCGAACAGGUACGGGCGGCGGCCACGCGAGCCGUAUACCGCGACGGUCUCCGCGUUCCGGUCCAUCUUCCUGGGGUUCUCCCGCCACGCGCGGUCGCCCCUGCCCACCACGCCCGUUUCCCCGCAGCUGGCGAGGCUACCCAGAUAUCAGGUCUAUCCGACGCUGGACCCGGGCGCGUGGUCUCUGGAGAACUUCGACCAGCUGUUCGACAGCUUCCUCGAACUCCCGGAGAGCGUGCGGGUGCAGGAGCACUUGAUGUGGUGGGUCGUCAUGGGAUGUGGCAGGGUCAGCGGGAACGACGCGGCGAAGAUGGUGUCCGUGAUCGAGAGGAUGGAGCGGAGGUACGGGAAGGUACGCGGCACGCGCCUGACGGAGUUGUGCGCGGAUAUCUAUAGGGCGGGUUGCGGCGACGGCGACGGCGGCGAUACACUUAAUAAUACAUCAGACGGUGCAAAAUGA